This is a messenger RNA of Neolamprologus brichardi, 871 nucleotides long. The record is from RefSeq and is a predicted model, not a curated record. NCBI's taxonomy places the organism in Eukaryota, Metazoa, Chordata, Actinopteri, Cichliformes, Cichlidae.
UUCAAAAUGAUGCAGAUCAGCAGCGACUCCGUCGGCAACAAGCACUCCCUCAUUAACGUCAUGCACCGCUUCAUAGCGGCCACCAACAACAUGGACGAGACCAUCAUGGUGCCGAGCCUGCUGCGAGACAUGCCGCUGGACGAGCAGCAGGCUAACAACAACAAUGAACCGCCGUGCAGCAACAAGCAGAGGGAGAUGUAUGAGCAUUACCUGCUGCUCAAGUCCAUAAAGAACGACAUGGAGUGGGGUCUGCUGAAGAGGGAGGUGAGCAGCGGUGCCAGCUUCCUGGAGAUGGCGGUGAAGCAGGAAGAGCAGCAGGCGGUGAAGGGAGACGUGCACGUGGAUGACAACGCUGACCUGCAGCAUCAGUUUCAUUAUCACCUCAGGGGACUGUUUGGCGUGCUCUCCAAGCUGACCAUGCAGGCAGACCACCUCACCAACAGGUACAAGAGGGAAAUUGGAGGAGGAAACUUCAUGAGAUAGAAGGAACUGCAUCGGUUUUCCUCGCCCUUUUCUCCUCAAACUGACUUGAAAUAGUGAGGUGUUUUGUGAUGCGCCAGAUCUUUUCCAAAACUCUCAGAUGGACGGUAAACUGACCAGAGCAACCACUCCUGGCUUCUCCUGCUACUAUCCUGCUCCUCCACCCCCUCCCAUCAAAUGCAUUAAAAAAAAUAAACCAGUGAUCCCUGCGCGUGUCGUCAGCCUGCCUCUUCUGCAGAGGCUGGCAUGUUCGUGCUUGGUGGAGGUUUACUGAAUCAAGUCCCGAUGAAGCACAGCUCUGAUUUUAGGCAGAACGAUUUCCCUCAUGUGAUCUGCAUUUCAAAUUUACAUGAAUUUCAAGUUGAAGUGAAUAAAGUUUCUGCCCAUAGGA